Messenger RNA from Neomonachus schauinslandi (Hawaiian monk seal), 1371 nucleotides. RefSeq names its product GTP cyclohydrolase 1 (gene GCH1). Gene Ontology annotation, cellular component: cytoplasm. Gene Ontology annotation, biological process: tetrahydrofolate biosynthetic process; tetrahydrobiopterin biosynthetic process. Gene Ontology annotation, molecular function: zinc ion binding; GTP cyclohydrolase I activity; GTP binding. The record is from RefSeq and is a predicted model, not a curated record. Bases 125 to 874 code for a protein of 249 amino acids. The transcript has 6 exons. NCBI's taxonomy places the organism in Eukaryota, Metazoa, Chordata, Mammalia, Carnivora, Phocidae.
CUGGCCGGUCGCCUACUUUCCUCAGGUGAUCCUGGCCACAGCCUAUUUCCUGCGGCCGCCGGCGCACUUUAGUUGCAGUCCUCGAAGCGUCCCAGAGUCCCUCCGGAGCGGCAGAGGCGGGUCCAUGGAGAAAGGUCCGGUGCGGGCGCCGGCGAAGCCGCGGGGCGCCAGGUGCAGUAAUGGGUUCCCCCAGGGGGAGCCGCCGCGACCCGGACCGAGCGGGCUGGCCGAGAAGCCGCCGCGGCCGGAGACCAAGACCGUCCAGCCGGCGGACGGCUGGAAGGGCGAAAGGCCCCGCAGCGAGGAGGAUAAUGAGCUGAACCUCCCCAACCUGGCGGCCGCCUACUCGUCUAUCCUGCGCUCGCUAGGCGAGGACCCCCAGCGGCAGGGACUGCUCAAGACGCCGUGGAGGGCGGCCACAGCCAUGCAGUUCUUCACCAAGGGCUACCAGGAGACCAUCUCAGAUGUCCUAAAUGAUGCUAUAUUUGAUGAAGAUCAUGAUGAGAUGGUGAUUGUGAAGGACAUAGAUAUGUUUUCCAUGUGUGAGCAUCAUCUAGUUCCAUUUGUUGGAAAGGUUCACAUUGGUUACCUUCCUAACAAGCAAGUCCUUGGCCUCAGCAAACUUGCAAGGAUUGUAGAAAUCUAUAGUAGACGAUUACAAGUUCAAGAGCGGCUGACGAAACAAAUUGCCGUAGCAAUCACAGAAGCCUUGCAGCCUGCUGGAGUUGGGGUGGUGGUUGAAGCAACACACAUGUGUAUGGUAAUGCGAGGGGUACAGAAAAUGAACAGCAAAACUGUGACCAGCACGAUGUUGGGUGUGUUCCGGGAAGACCCAAAGACUCGGGAAGAGUUUCUAACUCUCAUUAAGAGCUGAACUUCAGUGUGUGUCAUGUGCUUUGAGGAUCGUGUCACUAAUAGCGUUGUUUGGUCUUAAUUGUUUGUACAUUCCAUUUUCAAUUGUUACAGAUGUGAACUUUAAUCCUUGUCACUAAUGGUGUUUAAUAAUUAUUUAUAGCAAAUCAAAUAAAAAUAAUUAACAAAGGGGUGAGCCCUCUACUUUCUUCUUGCCACCUUUUAGUGGUAACUUUCAAGGAAACUGCCCAUAGUGUAAGUUGCAUGCACAAAACCACUGCCAUUUGGAUAACCUUGAGGGUGCUGGGAAGGAAGAAAAAUACAAGUAUUUUGUUCAAAUACUAUGGUAAUUGGGUUCAUAAGCAUAGGAAUGUUGGGAAUGGGGGAAAACUAUGGCCAAUAUACUAUCCCCCCAAAUGGUGUAGUGCUUAAAAUAAUUUUUGUACACUGUGCAGCAUCGCUCUGCAAACUCAAAGUCCAACAGGUUUCACUUUAAUCACAUUUAUUAAAUUGCCAGGG